Messenger RNA from Fragaria vesca subsp. vesca, 1524 nucleotides. Its product is annotated as tRNA (guanine(26)-N(2))-dimethyltransferase-like. The coding region runs from base 1 to 1281 and encodes 426 amino acids. The record is from RefSeq and is a predicted model, not a curated record. Gene Ontology annotation, molecular function: RNA binding. NCBI's taxonomy places the organism in Eukaryota, Viridiplantae, Streptophyta, Magnoliopsida, Rosales, Rosaceae. Gene Ontology annotation, biological process: tRNA N2-guanine methylation. Gene Ontology annotation, cellular component: nucleus. The transcript is spliced from 6 exons.
AUGUCGUUGGCUCUCUCUUCUCCUAAAACCCUAUCCCCUUUCUCAUUUCUCUGCAACCCUAAACCAAACCCCCAAAACCAAAUCCCCAAAUUCGCAACCCUAAACCACAACCCGGACCCAAUCGAACACAAAUCGGAGCACCAAACCGAAAGGGGGCUCAAAUUCGACACCGGCGACACCUUCUUCCGGCACGAGAGCGCCACCGGCCGGGACCUCGGGGUCCUCGCGGCGACGCUGUACAAGAAAUCCAGAGGCAAACUGCGGGUGCUGGAUGCUCUCUGCGGCUGCGGCGUUCGGUCUCUGCGGUACCUGGUGGAGGCUGAAGCUGAUUUUGUGUUGGCGAAUGACGGAAAUGUAGAUAGCCGGGACGUGAUCACGGCGAACUUGUCUCAGGUGGAGGAGGAGGAGGAGAGGUGGAAGGUGACGCUUACGGAUGCGAAUCGGAUAAUGACCGAGUGUUAUAUGAAUAGGGAUUUCUAUGAUCUGAUUGACAUUGAUUCGUUUGGUAGCGACUCGUCGUUUCUCAGGUCGGCGAUCAAUGCGUUGAGGAUGGAUGGGUUGCUGUAUGUUACCUCCACCGAUGGUUUCUCAUCUGGUGGGCGCAGGCCGCAGCAAACUUUAGCUGCGUAUGGAGCGUAUGUUCGGCCUAUGCCGUAUUCGAAUGAGCUUGGUUUGAGGAUGCUUAUAGGAGGGGUGGUGCGGGUGGCUUCUGUGAUGGGGUACCGUGUUGUUCCACUGUUUUCAUACUAUUCGUAUCAUGGACCUGUUUUCAGAGUGAUGCUGCGUGUCAUUCGUGGGAAGCUCCCUGAUAGCAGGCAUUACGGUUUUAUUAGCUACUGCCGCGAUUGUGGAAAUUCUCAAGAGUUUUCAUGGGAAGAACUUGGUCGGAUAUGUUGCCCCUGCAGUGAUUCAAAGGUUUCUGUGUCACUAGUUGUAUCUGGUCCUCUCUGGACAGGGCCUCUUCAUGAUGCUGCUUACAUUACAGACAUGUUAACUCUAGCAAAGGAAUGGGGAUGGGCAAGCAGUGACACAGAAACUGAUCUUGACAAACUUUUGAAUACAAUGGUGGCUGAGAGUGACCCUAGAUUACCAUUUGGCUUCAUCAACUUGGACGAGGUAGCAAGCCGUGCAAAAGUAAAUUCACCGGCGCUCAAAGCCGUUGUGUCUGCUCUUCAAAAGGAAGGAUAUGCUGUGAGUAGGUCACAUAUCGAGUCCAAUGCGCUCAAGACAAACUGUCCAAUGUCAGAAUGCAUUAGAAUUGCCCAAGAACUACAGCAGUGACACUGACAAAUCUCAGGCAAAACGUGUGCUUGUGGAAUAACUAUUUGGAGCCUGAAGUUUCACAAAAUCUCCUUAAUAUGCCCAAGAUUCAGAAAUUUUUUGAUAGAAAUGAUUUCAUAGUUUUAUGACAGACCAAUUUUUGGCACUCUUAAAACCCCUCAAAUUAGGAAGUGAACAUCGAUUAUACAAUUGAGAAAUAGAGAUCUGGGGCAGCCCACUCUUUCUGUACGAGUGUUUUGUAGU